Messenger RNA from Coniosporium apollinis CBS 100218, 1209 nucleotides. RefSeq lists its product as uncharacterized. The transcript has 2 exons. The record is from RefSeq and is a predicted model, not a curated record. Gene Ontology annotation, cellular component: fungal-type vacuole membrane. Bases 1 to 1209 code for a protein of 402 amino acids. NCBI's taxonomy places the organism in Eukaryota, Fungi, Ascomycota, Dothideomycetes. Gene Ontology annotation, biological process: basic amino acid transmembrane export from vacuole.
AUGUAUCCACCCUCGCAAGGGUUGAACCUUGACAUCGACGCCCUGAGCGGCAUCUGCGGCUCCAUCUCGAUUGCCUGCUGGGUUGUUGUCUUCUCUCCACAGAUCAUUGAAAACUUUCGGCGCGGCUCUGCCGACGGGCUGUCAGUCGUUUUCAUCGUGAUAUGGCUCGCAGGGGAUGUGUUCAAUAUACUGGGAGCGGUGCUUCAGGGCGUGCUACCCACAAUGAUCAUCCUCGCGCUCUACUACACUCUCGCCGACAUCGUCCUCCUUGCGCAAUACUUCUACUACGAAGGCUUUACGCUGCGCGACAAGAUCAAGAAGCGGCCCGACACCUCCACAGAAGGCGCUAGUAAUACCCCCUCCUCCGAGCGCACUCCCCUGCUGUCUCCACCCAACGGUCCCACAAACGGCCACGCAGAGGCCCCCGCCCACGUCUCCACCUCCGACAGGGAGCGCCGCCCCUCCCACAGCUCCUUCCGCGAGCGCCUCCUCUCCGUCGGCGGCGAGCACCUCUCUCCCGCCACUCCGCUCAUCACCGACCCCGCGAAGUCCGGUACGCAGUCUCCGGCUCGCGCGCCGAAACCGAAGCCGUCACUCCUGCGCGCGGCGCUCUUCAACCUCGUCUCCAUCCUCCUCGUCUGCGUGGCCGGCUUCCUGGGCUGGUGGCUGAGCGCGCGGACGUCGCGGAUGUCGCAGGGAGGGCCUGGAUACAACGAUGGCGAUGGCGAUGGCGAUGGUGCAGAGGAGCCGGCGGCCAGGGAGGCGGAUACGCUAAAGUUCAACAUUGCGGGCCAGGUGUUUGGCUAUAUUUGCGCGGCGUUGUAUCUGGGGUCGCGCGUGCCGCAGCUGCUGCUGAAUUGGCGGAGGAAAAGCACGGAGGGGAUCAGCAUGUUGUUUUUCUUGUUUGCGUGCGUGGGGAACGCGACGUAUGUGCUUUCGAUUCUGGCAUAUGAGCCGGUGUGUACGGAUGGGAGGGGGUGGGUUAGAGGGUGUAGGCCUGGGGAGGGCGGGAAGGUGUAUGGGAAGUAUAUUGCGGUGAAUUUGAGCUGGUUGAUUGGGAGUCUGGGGACGCUAUUUUUGGACGGGUUUGUGUUUGUGCAGUAUUUCCUUUAUAAGAAGGAAGAGGAGGAGGAGGAUGUGGAGUCGGUUACCGAGACAGAUGAAGAGGAUGCUAGUGCGGCUGGAACGCCGAGGCUUGCGAGGGACUGA